This is a messenger RNA of Paracoccidioides brasiliensis Pb18, 441 nucleotides long. RefSeq lists its product as uncharacterized. The record is from RefSeq and is a predicted model, not a curated record. The coding region runs from base 1 to 441 and encodes 146 amino acids. The transcript is spliced from 4 exons.
AUGUCGAACGAGAACAAUGGCAUGCAGAGGGGUCCAGUCAGCUCUUCUGCUGACAGGCGCACCGAUAUUGCGAGUCAGCAGGAGGUUGGAGAGACUUACAGUCGGGACUCGGCAAAUAAAAGCCCAACUUCUCCCAGACCGAAGGAGGGCCGGGUUGUGUCGACGCAUCAAUACGUAGAUGACAUUGAUGACACGGGAGAUCCGCACUGCGGUGAUGCUGUCUCGAAAGAAUGUUUUAUAGCGGGCCACUUUGACUGGUGCCUCACCCACCAACAUAUAGCGAAUUACACCGAGGCUGGAAAGAGAUGCCUGCAUGCGGACGCAAAUGGCUACAAUUGCGCUAUCGAGUAUGGCGAGUUCUUGGAGGAGGAUGAAUCGGAUUCGGAGUCUGCUGAACCGGCUGAGAAUCAGACGGCAAAUAACGGUAAACCGUCCAAGUAG